CGGCUUCCAGCCCGGAGAGCAGCAGCUGCUCCUCCGUCAGACGUGACGUCGCUGCUCCCCCGCUGAAAAACUUCACUCGGACAAAGUUUUCUAUGAAGAGAACAAACAGCGAGCCCUAAAGUACUCUCUGUGACCAGGAGCCUCGGCAUGUGCGGACAUUUGAACUUCAACAUUGCAUCCCGCCGUCGAAAUGUUCAUACAGUGGUUUCGUUUCAUCGACUCCGUGGCUGUUGUGGCGACUAUUUGUGCAACAGUGUUGCUGGCGAAAAGCUGCAUGUGUGUCACUGAGAAGGACGAUGAGGUCCUGGAGAAAAAUCAGCUCGAGGACUUUUACAAAAAGGGUCUGUUCAUCCUGGAGAGCGAGCCGCUGAAGCGCUGCAUCAAAGCCGACCGCUCUAACCUGGUGAUAGAGGACUGCGAGCGGCCCACGCGUAGCAUGCUCUGGAAGUGGGUCUCCCAACAUCGCCUCUUCAAUCUGGGCACCAGCAUGUGCCUGGGCCUGAACAUGUCAGACACCACGCAGCCUCUCGGCAUGUUCGAGUGUGACCUCAGCGUCCCCGUGCUGUGGUGGCGCUGCACCAGGAACGCUUUGAAAGGGGCUCUUCAUUGGAAGGUGGCUGUGACCGGACGUCUGGUGGUGGUAAAGAAAAACUCAUAUCAUUUCUGGAAACGGUACGGCACCCCCAAAGAGGGGCCCUGCUCACGCCCAUAUGAAGAAAUCCACACUUUGCUGGGAAAUGCACAUGGCAUGCCCUGCGCUUUACCCUUUAAAUACAACAACAAGUGGUAUCAUGAGUGCACGACCGAGGGGCGCGAAGACCAUCUUCCGUGGUGUUCUACGACCACUCGCUACGACGAGGCGGAAAGAUGGGGCUUCUGUCCUGUUCAAGAUUUCAGUUGUGAGCGUUUCUGGGAGUCAAACCAGGAGCUGCGGGCCUGUUACCAGUUUAACCUGUACACCAUCCUCACAUGGAGUCAGGCUCUGUCUACCUGCCAGGCUCAGGGGGGAAAUCUGCUCAGCAUAACCAGCCUGGCAGAGCAAAGGUACAUCAGAGAUCGACUUGCAAGUGUUGGAGCGAUGGUGUGGAUUGGACUGAACCAUCUGAAAGGUGCACAGGGGUGGCAGUGGUCUGAUGGAGCCCCUCUCUCAUUGGUUAAUUUCACCACAGCUCUGCCUGCAAGCCCGCUGAAGGACAACAAACAGUGCGGCGUUUACAACUCGGCCUACGAGGGUCACUGGCAGAGUCUGUCCUGUGAGUCUGCUCUGCCGUACAUCUGUAAGAAGACACCCAACGACACCCUCAGAGCUGAGCCACUUGGAAACUGGCAGUAUAUCAACACAGAGUGUGCUGAUGGCUGGUGGCCUCAUAAUGGUUUCUGCUACCAGCUGCUGACAGAAACAGAAGCAGGGAGCUGGGAGGAGUCAGCCCGGGCCUGUGGCUCUCAGGGGGCAAACCUCACCAGCAUCCGAACCCUGUCCGAGCUUGAAAUGCUGCUAGGCCUCCUCGCUAACUAUUCCGGGGAGAGUACAGAGGUGUGGAUCGGCCUUUGGAAACAGGCAUCGUCGCCGACUGUAGAGUGGUCUGAUGGCUCCCCAGUUACUCUCACUCUCUGGCACCAGUAUCACCCUCCUCACAACCUGUCGGAUGCAACACUCUGUGCCAAAGCUGACCGAAAGGAAGGUACCUGGCUGUUAGCAUCAUGUGCCGAGCGGCUGCCCGCUGUGUGUCGAGGAGAAAGCCAGAGUCCAGCUCUUCAUCCCGGAACCUGGGACGAGGGUUGUCCUGAGGGCUGGAAGCGGCACGGUCACUCCUGCUACACAGUGACGAGCCAUGAGCAGAGCUUUGACGACGCAACGAAUGAAUACUACUGCCAGGCUCCUCUUCUUACAAUAGAGAACAGGUUUGAGCAGGCGUUUGUGAACAGUUUGCUGACUGCGAAUGGUGCAGACAACGGCAAGUACUACUGGAUCCGCCUGGUGGACUUAGUCAAAGGGGGAGAGUACAGUUGGAUUCCUCACAACAACACUUAUAUCAAUGUCACCUUCACUAACUGGAACAAACACCAACCAGUCAGCGCUGAAGGCUGUGUUGCAAUGUCAGGUGGCUCUGCUUUGGGUAAGUGGGAGGUGAAAGACUGCAAGUCCCAUAAGGCCUUCUCCGUUUGCAAGCAGAACAUCAAUACUUACCACAGUGUCGCGCUGCCAGAGCACCACAUCGACGCCUUCGCCCCCUGUCCUCCAGGGUGGGAAUCGCACUCUGGGCUGUACGACUGUUUUAAGGUGUUCCACGAUGAGAAAGUCCUGAUGAAGCGUUCAUGGGUGGAGGCAGACUUCUUCUGUCAGGCCCUCGGGGCGCGGCUGGCCAGUUUCUACCACUAUGAGGAGCAGGUGUUUGUUAAGCAGCUCCUCAGUACCAUGUUCGAAGGAACUGAGGCUCGCUGGUUCUGGGUGGGUUUAAAUAAGAGAAACCCUGAGGACCCUGGAGUCUGGGAGUGGUCCGAUGGUACCCCUGUGAUGACGUCGUUCAUAGAGGAUAAGAACGAUGAGGAUGACAGGAGGGACUGUGCUCUGUACAGUGACCUCACCAACGCGCUCGUGCCGCAGCCCUGUGAUGCCAAACACGAGUGGGUCUGCGAGGUGGCCAGAGGUUAUGAACUGAUCAAACCCUAUUGGUACACUGAGCAGAGCGAGCCCUGGGUGUUUUACCGCGGAGCUGAGUACCUGCUGGCGAAGCAGCCCUUCGACUGGGAGGCUGUCUCUCUGGCCUGUCAGAUGAUGGGAGCGUACCUGCUGUCCGUACACUCCAGAGAGGAGCUGCACUUCAUCAAGGAGCGAUUGAAGCGGCUCUCCCUGGGCCCGACCGACUGGUGGAUCGGCCUGUCCAUCCCGCAGCCUGGAGAGGAUGUCAGGUGGAGCGACCAUACCAGCGUCGACUUUCAGAACUGGGCAGAUGGAAGUGACCCCAGGAAAAACGGGAUGUGUGUCACUAUGUCGUCUUCAACAGGGAAGUGGUCGGCCAGUAGAUGCAGCGAUCUCCACGGCUAUGUGUGCAAGAGAAAGACUGUGUCUGUGGUGGAGUCUCCCAGGGAGCCGCACUACAUUGGAGGAUGUCCAGAGAAGUGGCUCUACUUUGGACACAAGUGUCUCCUGCUACACCUUGUUGAUAACCCAAAGGAGGGAAAGAGUUGGAAGGAUGCCCUGUCCAUCUGCUCGUCAUUCGAAGGCACACUUGUCGCUAUAGAAGACGAGAUCGAACAAGCCUACAUCACCAUGUUGCUGCAAGGAAGCUCUGUGGGUGUGUGGAUUGGUCUGGGGGAUGAGUACACAAUGAGAUGGACCAAUGGGAAACUCGUGAGCUACACCAACUGGUCUCCGAUUGAACCGAAGAGUUAUAUCACCGAGGAUGACUGGCUCAGUGGAUUCCUCGGUGAGCCGUUGUGUACUGUUCUGUCCAACAAUCACAACUUCCACCUGACAGGAAAGUGGUACGAUGAAAGGUGCAGCGAGAGUGGGUAUGGAUUUGUUUGUCAAAAACCUCAAGAUACAUCCAAACCCCCCACCCACUCCUAUCAGUUGCCUCUCCCUGACAAUAUUGAGUACAGAAGCCGCAGCUACAAGGUUGUGUCUGGCAACAUGAGCUGGUACGACGCCAUGCAUAUGUGCAUAGAGAAUGAUUCUGACCUAGUGAGCAUUACAGAUGCAUACCACCAGGCUUUCCUUACUGUCCUUGUCAAUAGAUUGGCAGUCCCCCACUGGAUCGGACUCUACAGUCAAGACAGCGGCAUCAACUAUCAGUGGACAGAUGGCAGUGACACAGUGUACACACACUGGGACUCAGCCGAUGACGACGUUGUGAUGGGAGAGUGUGUGUUCAUGGACGAGAGCGGAGGCUGGCGGCGAGCCGACUGUGAAACUCCGCUGCCAGGAGCCCUGUGUCAUAUCCCCCCGCCAAGCAGUAAACCAUUUGUCUCCUAUGAGCUCGUGUGUCUCUCCUCAUGGGUGAAAUUUGGACAUGGCUGUUACAACUUUGAGCCGGUGGUGCAGAAACUCACAUUUGAAGAGGCAAGAGAGCACUGCAGACAUAGAGUCAACACUUCAGAUGUCCUGACCAUCGAAAGUGAGACGGAGAACCGUUUUGUUCUGGAGCAGCUCUGGUCGUCAGGAUACCUCCACCAGUCCGUGUGGUUGGGGAUAUACUUCAACAUUGACACUGACUCUUUGUCCUGGGUGGACGGUUCACCUAUGGACUACACCAACUGGCCUAACAAGGCCCCGGACUCCAAGCUACUGACUGCAGACGCCUGUGUCACCACCAGGGUGGUUGAUGGUUUGUGGCACCUGUCACAAUGCAACGAGCGGCUCGGCUUUGUCUGCAAAACCGUCUCAGAAGAAGUUGCAGAGGUGGAAGUGGAACCCAUAAAUAGUCUUCAUCAUGGAAUAAUCCCGGCUGCGGUAUUGGUGGCCGUGCUGAUCUUUGCCCUGCUGGCAGGAGCGAUGUGGUUCAUGUACAAGAGGAACGCUUCUCGAUUUCAGGGGCUCCCGACUCUCGGCAACGCUUAUUACAGACAAACCAGCUCGCAGGCUACAGACUCAGAUGGAAAUGUGCUGAUCACAGAUCUGGAGGCUCACUCAGGAGAAUAACACGCAACGUAUCUGCAUCUUUCUAAAGGGUUCUCACCGUUUCACCGUCAGGUUCGAAUGCCACGCGACACUGUAAAGCACUGUGACUCUGACUCCUCAGGACAGUGGUGAGAUGAUGAAGGCAAACAAUAGGUGUCCUCAGUAAUGAGAUUGUUUUUCAAAGGAAUUUCUCUCUAAGUCAUUCAAAUGUUUUUAAUGAGACAGAUUUUUGUAAAGGUGUUUUUGUGUGACACUGAAGAGCCCGAUUGAAUUCUAGUUGAACCAAGUUCUCAUUUAUGAACCGGCUGAAGAGACAGUAGGUACGAGGCAUUGAUGUCAUUAUUCUCUGGUAUGAGGAUUUAUAGGCUAAUAAUAAUAAUGAUAAUAAUAAUAAUAAUAAUAAUAAUAGGUAAACAGUCAUCAAGUACAAUAUUUUGGUUGAUAAAGUUUUACUUAAUAAGUUUUCAACUGGUGAAGGAAAACAUUCAUCUCCUUGUCAUGGUCAAAAGUAACUUUCUUAAUUCAAAUAAGAAGCAGAUUCAUGACCAAAUAGAAUUUUUUUUUUAAAUAUAACUUUGUACAUUUCAUUCACAAUUCAGGAGUUGUUGGAGCUGCACAUGUGGUGCAGCAUUCUUGUCAGUAUUACUUUUGUAUUGUUAUUGUAUUUUUUCUAAGUAUAUAUGCUGUAAAUUGAGGUUUUCUUCUGUAUGUUUAUAACUAUUGGAAUAUGUCUAAGGCUACAACUGAGGAUUGUUCUGUCUGCUGAUGCAAAGCGUGUUGUUAGAUAUUUUUAUUGCACAAUUUUCCUUGUGUUUUAAUGAGUCAAAGUGAAGCCUUACAAAUUGCAUGAGGGAGGAGCUGAAGAAAUGAGGGAAAUCCUUGUGGAAUCCCCCGUAAAUUCCCUUCUUCAGUAAGUCAAAAACAUACUUCUUCAAAUGUGAUUGGGCUGGCAGAGUACUUCCACUUUGUGUGUGGUCAUAAUUUCCUCAUAGAAUAUUCUUAUUAUAUAAUAAUAAUGAGAUCAAAGAUUUCAUGAUGUAUUAAUUUCUAACUUUGCACUCCCUUUUCCCCUCUAAAGCUCUGCAGGCCUACUGUUUGCAGUGUUGGCCCAUUGCCUACAAUGUAUGAGUUCCAAUAAAUACUGAUAUGAAAUACUU
This is a messenger RNA of Labrus bergylta (ballan wrasse), 5778 nucleotides long. RefSeq names its product phospholipase A2 receptor 1 (gene pla2r1). The record is from RefSeq and is a predicted model, not a curated record. Lineage: Eukaryota; Metazoa; Chordata; Actinopteri; Labriformes; Labridae. Gene Ontology annotation, molecular function: signaling receptor activity.